This is a messenger RNA of Phanerochaete carnosa HHB-10118-sp, 4623 nucleotides long. RefSeq lists its product as uncharacterized. Gene Ontology annotation, cellular component: centrosome; equatorial microtubule organizing center; spindle pole. Gene Ontology annotation, biological process: mitotic cell cycle; cytoplasmic microtubule organization; spindle assembly. The coding region runs from base 7 to 2946 and encodes 979 amino acids. Gene Ontology annotation, molecular function: microtubule minus-end binding; gamma-tubulin binding. Lineage: Eukaryota; Fungi; Basidiomycota; Agaricomycetes; Polyporales; Phanerochaetaceae. The transcript is spliced from 9 exons. The record is from RefSeq and is a predicted model, not a curated record.
ACAGCCAUGCUGGAGGACGACCUCGGGCCCUUUGAAUCUCUCGGCCUUUGUAUAUCUGCCUUGCCAGAGAUUGACCCUAGAUUUAGGAUUCCAAGGCUGGCCGAACAGCCGCAGAAUCCUAUCAUCGAAUCUCUUCAACUAUGGCAUCGCAGGUCGAAUAAACCUCUACCUGAGGCUGAGGCAUCCGCUGUAGUUGAAGAUAUACUCGUACAACCAGAGCCAGAAAAUCUAUCUGAGAAAGACCUUUGGAUGGGGCUAUAUGAUCAGGAGCAUACGCUUACGAAUGCGGCGAUGUCGUGGGACACAGUGCGACACAAUGGUGUACCAUCGACUUCCCCGUUUCUUUCCGAGAGGCCAAGCUAUACCCUUGCAGCCGCUCGCCAGAUCGUACUCCCCAUGUUUCAGGAUCAAACGAGCCGUGUAUUCCACGUUGCUCCCUGCGAGUUGCUCGAGUAUCUGGUGAUGUCACUAACCGGAAUAUCGUCCCCUCUACAUGUAUGGAAUCCGGAGACGGAGACGUUCUCCCUAAGAGGUCAGGCUGCAGCGGAACUGGAUAAGAUCUCUAUAUCAUCCAUGGAUGAGGUCGCGAGUCUGAGUCUACUUGAGCGAUUUCUAACAAUUGCUACUCUGAUGCGCCGAUUGAACACCUUGACGUCCAAGCUCAGGGACAGCAGCGGCAAGACAUGUCAACAUCUUCAUGCUUUCGGACACUCACUCUCUUCCGUACUGGCUUACCUCCAGGCUACCGUGCUUGAGCUGUCUUCGUUGACUCCGACUGGGGAACCAACUAUACACGCUCUAACCGCACUAUGGACCGCCUGCGCGGAUGUAGAACAACAAGUCCGAGACAUGGCCACGCUGUGCGGAAGAAAUAUGAAUAUAACGCCUGCCCAAUACGUAGACCUCCCUCCGACGCCUUCGGAGCUUCUUUCCGUCGUUUACGAGCACCUCGAACGUCACUUGGAGAACAGCUCAUCGCGCACGACUACCGCUAUCUGUGCUUUUAUUUUGACUUCUGUGUCUGCUGAUUACUUCGAGCGUAUCUGCUACACAGUAGGCUAUUAUUCGAAAGGUGUACUAGCAAGUCAACCGAGGCAGACAGAGAGGGUGGGCUCUGGUCUAUUCGACGACGACGAACACGAAGCUGACGGGGGCGAUGCCGAAGGGAGUUUUUUGCAAAACGAGCUAUUUCCGUGCUUCUUCACCUCGCACUUCUCACAAUCUCUCUUGCGCGCAAGACGAUCCUUGAAGCUUCUCCAAGCCGCCCGUCCAGAUUGUCUGAUACUUGCUGGCUCAUGGACGCGGCGCAGACUGCGAUGGUUUUGGUCUGAGGAAGAGGUGAAAGUAGCCUGGCUGGACGUCGGCAGCACCAAUUCCAGCACUUCGCACUCCCCGACUCUACCCAGCAGUCCCAUUGGUGCCCCCUCAAGCGCACAGGAAGUGGGCUACAAGGCUGAGAUUCAAGCUUUUAGCCUAUUCGAUCUCGAACCCGGGACACACCUCCGCUUCCAUGCUGGGCCUUCCCUAACGUCCACAACGAAUGCCUUCCUCAGUUUCCUUGUCCACUUCCCCGCGCGCCUCCCUUUCCUGACACCAACGCUCUCAACACUUCGCGAUCUCGUUCUUACCCCUCUGUUCUCACAUAUUGACGCGAUCUCCACGGAACUGCAAAACGUCUUUCUGUCCACUUCUGCUGGCUUUCUCGAUUUUCGGCGACAUCUCAUUUUGCUGCGCUCCUAUCUCUUGCUCACGUCUUCCGCGUUUAAGAGCCGCCUCCAAGCGGCGCUCUUCUGCGACGCGCCAGGAGUGGCUGCAGCAGGCAUGGCGGCGCGGAGCAUGGCAGUGCGUGCUCGGGCACCGCGUCCGUCGCCAACGAAGCAUAGUGCAGGGUCGUCGUCCGAUACAUGGGUCAUAGGUCUCGCGCCGGCCUUGACGGAAGGAAAUAGCUGGCCACCAGGCGGGUCAGACCUCAGCUUUUACCUCCGGACAGUGAUCAUUGACGCAUUAAACGCUGAUCAUAAGUUGGGAGAGAAGAUGGACGAGGACAGAGAUGCGAGAAAGGAUCAGUUGCUCGAAGAAGCGGAAUGGAGGCUGGGAUUUGCUAUCCGGGAUCUGCCCGUGGCCUCUCGCGCUCGGUGGCUGAAUCCAAAGAGUAUGGAGGCAUUUGACUUCUUAUACAUGAACUAUCAUCCACCGCACCCGCUAGACGCGCUCAUACCGCCGGAUGUACUGUCAAAAUACCAUCGCGUCUUCGCUUUUAACCUUCGCCUCAUGCGCGUGGAGAACGUCACCAAAGCCCUCUUUCGCAUGACCCUUGAGCAAGACUCAAAGCAGCCCAUCUUUGAGACCUUGACAUCGUCGCGACGGCUCUUCCUGUACUUUCGCUUCGUCGCGCAUGCAUUUGUCAGUGCACUUUCGUCGUAUGUGUAUGACAUCGCAAUAGGUGGCACAUUCGACACCUUCCUUAACUCUCUCUCCCCACCUUCCGCCGAGUACCACUCGCAGACUGCAGCGUCAUCAAAUACAGGAUCCAAUCCUUCGUUCCCGGACGUGUUCGUUCUCGCCGAACGUCACUCCAGUGUGCUCGACGAUAUCCUGAGCUCGUGUCUGCUUCGGGGAAGUCAGAAGAGCGUCGGCGAUGUUCUGCGUAGUGCUCUCGAGCUAAUUUUGCAAUUUGGGCUGCUCAUGGCCGAUCUCCACAACAGUAAGAUCCAAGAAUACGAGGCUGCUGAGCCGCUUGAAGAGCUAUUCAGUACGUUUAGACGAAAGCUAGUUAUCCUGCGCAAAGGAUUGAAGGCGAUAAUCGACGAGACGGCUGCGCUGGAUGUCACAGAGAGCACUGAGAGUGCACAUUUUUAUGUUCUCUCGGGGUCGCUGCCCGGCGUAGCGACGAGCCUCCAUGACCUAUUUACACGCAUCGAAGCUCCUGAGACGUGGCAACACUAGAAGACGAGAUGUCGGCUAGCUAAUACGAUCUCGUAUAUCAAUAGUCAACAGCUCAUUGACAUCAUAUUGUAGUUUACUAUACAACCGCGGCCUCUUACAUGCUUAAGCGAGGUGGCACAAUUCGUAUGGUUCCAUCCGCCACUUUCGGCGCUACAAACGAGAAAAGCGAUUACAUGAGGAUACGAAGCGCGAGAACUUGAAGUGAUGAGAUAGUAAUGUACAGGCGAGGCCGAAAUGACGUAGUGCAGCAGGGUUCGCUGGAAUAUGUGAUAUGGACCGAGGUGGUUAAGAUAGUGACAAGAGAUGGGAACAACGAAGCAAAUAUUGACAAGAGGUACGUAGGCCAGAUGGAGAUGCGCAAGAAGCAAGAGGAGAUUGUGAACUCCGAGAAAGACAGUUCCAGGAAGUGAGAACAGACAUUUUAAAAUGUUUCCGGUCGGGAACAAAGCAUCAUUUUUGAACGAUGCCGAACGCUAAAUGGGUAUCCUGUGGGCUACCGCUAGAAAAUUUGGCCCUAGUUUCACGCGCAAUGUGUACACGCUCCUUCUCGAAGAGGAUGCGGACUUCCUCUUCCAUUAGGUCGUCCGUCACUGGCGCAGGCGUGUCCUUCUGACCGCCCCGGAUACCGAGACCACGAACGACCUCGUCCACCCUGGUACCCGCGAUGAGUUUGACCUCCCGUGUGUUUGUCAUGGAGGACGCUUUGACACCGCCGAAGGAAGUUGAGCGCGUGAGACCGCGCUUCGCCGACUUGCCAGGAGUAGAUGGAGUAUUGGCCACGCCAGACAGCUCAAGGAGACCGACUGUCUCCAACAGACCGAGGAGAUCAACGAACUCACUCCUCGAAACGACGGUGAAGAGACCUUCGUCCGAACGCGACAGUAUGAUCUUGUAAUAAAGGAAUAGCUGGUUUGUAUCGACAGCCGACGCUGAAGUCACGUCAGGUGAACCGGAGGAGGGCUUGCUUGGGGUACGAGGGACUGUCGAAGAUGGAACAGGGGAUUUGCCGCCUAGAGUUAGACCGGCAUCCAUCCUUUGGCGAGCAAGGACCAUGGCAAGAAGUACAAGACGUGCUUGCAGACCGAGUUCGCGAACCUUAACGACAAUCUCGCUGUCUGUUGCCUUCUUGGACGCAGCGGCCGCGGCUCUGGACGUAGUGGACGCAGGGCUGUAUGCUUUCAGUGCAGAGAGAACAUGAGUAGGCGUCACUGGUGGUGUGGACACUUCCAGGGGGUUAGAAGUGUUGAUCACUGGUGAGUUAACGGCAAUGUUGAUGGCACCACGCAAGACCUCGAAGACAGCACGAGCAUCGCCAGUCAUAGCGGCAACCUUCUUCGUUAGGAGCAUCAGUGUCGGGUGAGGGAGGAAUUUAUCGAGCGACUCGGCCGACGCUGAGCUCAUCGCGUUCUUGAGAGGCGCCAAGCGCUCUUCCACAAUCUCCAAAAGUUCUUCAGGGGUGUAUGGGGAGAAGUGCAUGGUUUGAACACCAGCUAGAGCUUCCAUAGAAGCCAGGGUAGCGGACGAGGACGAGGACAAGGUGUGGGUGUUCGCGAUGCCAAUCAGACGCAGCGACGCGGUAUGCGACUGAGCAAGGGUGAACAGGGAAGUCAGAGCUUGCGAUGAAGAAGCGAUGUGGUCGACCUCAUCGAGCAGAACGAGGCUAAGGAAAGGAUGAGC